Messenger RNA from Diachasma alloeum, 1543 nucleotides. It is a transcript of the gene 128up, whose product is annotated as GTP-binding protein 128up. The record is from RefSeq and is a predicted model, not a curated record. Bases 156 to 1259 code for a protein of 367 amino acids. Lineage: Eukaryota; Metazoa; Arthropoda; Insecta; Hymenoptera; Braconidae. Gene Ontology annotation, biological process: cytoplasmic translation. Gene Ontology annotation, molecular function: GTPase activity; GTP binding. The transcript has 7 exons. Gene Ontology annotation, cellular component: cytoplasm.
UCAACUUCAGACUGCUCCGCUGCGGACGUUUCUGCACGUGUCAUACCUCGAAUUUUCCAUAUUUUUGGAUUACGCUGCUCCCCUGAGUGAAUUUAAGGCAAAAUCACUCGUUGCAAUUGUUUAAUUCCCUCACUGUUGACCGAAUAUCGAGAAAAAUGAGUACAAUCCUGGAGAAAAUCGCGGCCAUCGAGCAGGAGAUGGGUCGAACCCAGAAGAACAAAGCAACUUCUGGCCACUUGGCUAUGCUAAAAGCAAAACUAGCGAAACUUCGACGUGAAUUAAUUACCCCAAAAGGAGGUGGCGGCGGUGGGGAACAGGGUUUUGAAGUGGCUAAAACAGGAGAUGCAAGAAUAGGCUUUGUGGGUUUUCCCUCGGUUGGAAAGUCAACUUUACUCAGUACUUUGGCUGGAGUUUAUUCCGAAGUUGCUGCCUAUGAAUUCACAACGCUAACGACAGUCCCUGGUUGUAUUAAAUAUAAAGGUGCUAAAAUUCAGUUACUCGAUCUCCCUGGAAUUAUCGAAGGUGCUAAAGAUGGAAAGGGUCGAGGAAGACAAGUUAUCGCAGUAGCAAGAACUUGUAGUCUGAUAUUUAUUGUCCUGGACGUACUGAAGCCUCUGGGCCACAAGCGACUUAUAGAACACGAGUUGGAGGGCUUUGGGCUUCGGCUCAACAAGCAGCCGCCCAAUAUCAAUUUUCGAAAGAAAGAUAAAGGCGGCAUCAAUCUCCAGACAAUGUGUACGCAAUCAGAGUUGGAUUUAGAUACAGUCAAGACCAUCCUGGCCGAGUACAGGAUUCACAAUGCGGAUAUUACGUUGAGAUACGACGCGACGGCAGACGAUCUCAUUGACGUAAUCGAGGGAAAUCGUGUUUACGUACCUUGCAUUUAUUUACUCAAUAAAAUUGAUCAAAUAAGCAUCGAAGAGUUGGAUGUCAUCUAUAAGAUCCCCCACUGCGUCCCCAUCUCCGCCCAUCACAAGUGGAACUUUGAUGACUUGCUGGAGAAAAUGUGGGAUUACCUCCAGUUAGUGAGAAUCUACACGAAACCCAAGGGUCAAUUGCCAGAUUACAAUUCGCCUGUGGUGCUCAAUACAGAUCGACGAACAGUGGAAGAUUUCUGCAACAAGCUGCAUCGAUCGAUCGCUAAGGAAUUCAAAUACGCUCUCGUCUGGGGCUCGUCCGUGAAACAUCAGCCCCAAAAAGUUGGAAAAGAUCACGUUCUGUGCGACGAAGAUGUCGUGCAAAUUGUGAAGAAAGUGUGAUCGAAUACUCUAUUUCUCCUCAGGAUUUUAAUAACCGAGAAAGGUUGAAUUAUGAUAUUCGAUGCAUAAAAGGUACAGUGGAUUCUUUUAUACGAACUUCAUAAAAAAACAGAGAGAACUGCACUCAAACUCACGAACGAGUUGGAGAUUCGAAUAGUUCGCACAUUUCAUUGUAAUAUAAUUGUGAGAAUAAAAUUGAAAAUUGAACGCGUCCAUCGAUUGCACAAAAAAUUAUCACUGCACUAUUAUAAAUCUUUCAAAUACAAAAUUGUUAUUCAAGUGAA